This is a messenger RNA of Saccharomyces cerevisiae S288C, 1311 nucleotides long. It is a transcript of the gene UBX7, whose product is annotated as Ubx7p. Bases 1 to 1311 code for a protein of 436 amino acids. NCBI's taxonomy places the organism in Eukaryota, Fungi, Ascomycota, Saccharomycetes, Saccharomycetales, Saccharomycetaceae. Gene Ontology annotation, cellular component: endoplasmic reticulum. The record is from RefSeq and is marked reviewed. Gene Ontology annotation, biological process: protein catabolic process. The transcript has a single exon.
AUGUUAGAAGCACUGUUUAGAGAUUCUGUGGAAGAAGCAAUAAACGAUUCCAUCAAGGAAGGCGUUGUGCUGGCCGUUUACAACACUGCACGGGAUGACCAGUGGCUGAAAAGUUGGUUUAAAGGAGAUGAUGUCUCAUUAGAUACUUUAGCGGAACAUAGUAUUUGGUUGAGGUUGGUCAAAGACACUGAGCAGUUCCAGUUAUUUGAGCAAGUAUUUCCUAAUGUAGUUGUACCCAGUAUAUACUUGAUACGUGCUGGAAAGAUAGAAUUGAUUAUUCAAGGCGAGGAUGACCGACAUUGGGAGAAGUUGCUGGCGUGCAUAGGCAUCAAAGACAAAAAGGCUGGUGAGAGUUCGUCCAGGGAAACCAAUCCAGGUUUGGCUAGAGAAGAAAAGUCAUCCAGAGACGUCCAUAGGAAAAAUGCAAGAGAACGGAUUGCUGAGACUACCUUAGAGAUCCAACGUCGUGAACAACUGAAACAAAGAAAGCUGGCUGAGGAGGAAAGAGAAAGAAUUAUAAGACUUGUUAGGGCAGACCGUGCAGAAAGAAAAGCUCUUGAUGAAACUCAUCACAGAACCCUUGAUGAUGAUAAGCCAUUGGAUGUUCAUGAUUACAUAAAAGACGCACAAAAACUGCACAGCAGCAAAUGCGUCUUGCAAAUCAGGAUGACUGAUGGCAAGACUCUAAAACAUGAGUUCAACUCGUCUGAAACAUUAAAUGACGUUAGAAAAUGGGUGGACGUCAACAGGACAGAUGGAGACUGCCCGUACUCAUUCCACAGGGGCAUUCCCAGAGUGACAUUUAAGGAUUCUGAUGAAUUGAAGACGCUAGAGACACUAGAACUAACUCCAAGGUCUGCAUUAUUACUUAAACCACUAGAAACUCAAAACUCGGGGCUAUCUGUGACUGGGAUGGAGGGACCAAGCCUUUUGGGCCGUCUUUAUAAGGGAUUCUCUACGUGGUGGCACAACGAUAAAGAUCCUGAAGUAACAUCACAACGUGAGGAAACAUCGAAGCCGAAUCGUCACGAAGUGAGGUCUUCAACACCUUUAUCUGGAGCUGCUUCGUCAAGCUGUUUCCAAUACAACAAUGUUCGGGAACCAGUUCAAUCAUCUGCUCAUGCAUCACCAAUGCUGACACCUAGCGGAACCAGGUACCCAUCGGAAACCAACCUUACUACGUCACGUUCUGUCUCGCCAAAUGUUUUCCAAUUUGUUAACAACGAUCAUCAAGAAGAUCCUGAAGACCCAACAACCUUUAAUGGUAAUAAUGUCCAUUUAGAAAAGAAAAAGGACGAAGAUAAAAAAUAA